CCUAGCCAGCUCUAAGCUAGGGCUUUUGCGAGGUUGCGUCCAUGGCAGCAGCCACGGCUCUGGCGCCCGGCCUCGCCAGGAAGCUCAAGAAGGUCCUGGAGACGCGCACCGAUUCCCCGGAUGUGCUCGCCUCGCUCGGCACGCUCUCCACAUUCUACGCGGAGAAUUCGGCUCAAGCGCGCCGGAAUCUCCAGGCGACGAUCGAGAAGCGGGGGCUUUCCAUCAACGAGGAGUUCCUGCGGGCGUCGGAAGCGGCACAGAAGGCCUUGGAUGCUGUCGAGCUUGAAGUUGCGGGGCUUGCGGAGUCGUGCGAGAGAAUUGCGAAAUCUCUGAGUAGCUGUGAAGCGGUGACAGGGGAUAUUGUCGCCACCACUGAGAAGCUUAGAUUGGAUCUUGACAACACGAAACAGCACCAGGAGAUCGUUGCCUCGUUUCUUCACAACUACCAACUAUCCCCAGAGGAGGUGUAUGCUCUGAGAGAGGAGGAACUCAACCAAAACUUCUUCAAAGCCUUGUCACGCGUACAAAAGAUCCAUGCCAAUUGCAAGCUUUUGGUCCGAACACACCACCAGCGCGCAGGGUUGGAGCUUAUGGAUAUGAUGGCAGUUUAUCAAGAGGGCGCAUUCGAGCGUCUAUGCAGAUGGGUCCAAGCUGAAUGCCGUAACCUCAGUGACAAUGAUCAUCCGGAGGUUAGCGAGCUUCUCAAGACAGCCUCCAGAUUUUUGAACGAACGUCCGGUUCUGUUCAAGUACUGCGCUGAGGAGGUGGCAAACACGCGGCACAAUGCGCUCUUUAGGCGCUUCAUCAGCGCUCUUACACGCGGAGGUCCAGGUGGUAUGCCCAGGCCCAUUGAAGUACACGCACAUGAUCCGCUCCGAUACGUUGGGGACAUGUUGGGCUGGCUACAUCAGGCCUUAGCCUCGGAGCGUGAACUAGCAAUGUCACUUUUCUGUCCAGAUGCUCCUGCAAGUACUGGAGACUGGUCGUCGAAGGAAACCGAUGAGUCGGCGUCCCAUUUGCUAUUUGUUCUGGACCGCAUCUUUGAAGGCGUUUGUCGACCCUUUAAGGUGCGAGUGGAGCAAGUCUUACAAUCGCAACCCAGUCUUAUCCUUUCGUAUAAGCUGUGCAAUCUCCUCGGCUUUUACAGUCACAUGAUUUCUGAUUUACUUGGGAAAGAGGCUGCUUUGUCAGCUACUUUGAGGGACGUGAAAGAGGCCGCCGAUCGGACGUUUUUUGAUAUUUUGAAGAGCCGUGGUGACAAGCUUCUGCGCUAUCCCCCUCCAGUAUCUGCUGAUCUCUCUCCGCCGCCAGCGCUUGCGGAAGUUGUUCCCGUGCUGGUUGACUUGAUUGAUACUCACAACAGCAUGAUGGUCGCUGUUGGUGCCAGCAAGCCCGAUUUCAAACCAGUCAUUGCAGCUCUCGUUGAUCCAAUCAUUACGAUGUGUGAGCGAGCUGCAGCAUCUUACGCUUCCAAACCUUCACACCAGCCAGUUAAACGACUAAACAGUCUAAACUUGGACACGGGAAAGGCUCUACUCAAUGCUGCUCGACGGACCACUUCUACCGAUCCGGCUGGUGUUUCACCAUCCAAGUCACAGACCGAGGAGGAUGUACCGAGCCUUCGAAAGAUCUUCCUCAUAAACUGUGUGUCCGUCAUCCGACAACCACUGCUCUCGUACCCAGCAGCAUCGGGCUACGUAGAGUCGCUGGAAUCUUCCCUCGAGGAGUACAUGAGCUACAUCGUGGAGCACGAAGUCGCCACCAUCCUCGAGAAGUGCAACCUCCGCAGCAAAGUAGCGUACUUGAAAGCAAACCCCGAGAUGGGCGAUGGCGGAGCAACGGCAAACGAACAAGAGAUGGCUCCCUCCAACGUAGCAGAAAGCCUCAAGAUCUUCCUCAGGCUGGUUGGCGAGGGGGCAGUGGCGGAGUUUGGACAGGUGCAAGACGCGCGGCUGAGAAACGAGGCUUGCGUCCGUGUAGCCAAGGAACUCGCCAGCGCCUACAAGCUCAUCUACGACGCUUCUCCGGAGUACAGGUCGAUCCUGCGGCACAGUCCGGAACAGAUGCAAACCAUGCUCCUGGGGAUAUGACGAGCGCUCGCUUGCUAGGGCAUUCCAGGAGGCUUUUUUCUUCUCGGGGAGGAUGGAGGAGGGUGGUGGCCAUAGCUGUGACUGCUGCCGCGGCACGGCAGCAGUGGAGUCACUGGAAGAGAUGGAAUUUGCGAGGAGCUUGUCGGGUGCCGCGCACACUGGCGAUGUAAAGAGAAUGGAGCGGUUGCUCGAGAAGGGAGCCUGUGUCCAAGGUGGAGCAGCGGCAGCGUACUCGCCACUUCACUACGCCGCGCGGAAUGGUCAUCUGGAAGCUUGCCGGCUGCUACUCAAGUUUGGAGCGGGCGUGGAUGCUCGGACGAGAUCCGGCAGAGCGACGAGCCUCCAUCGCGCGGCAUUCGCUGGUCACGAAGACAUUGUUGCGCUGCUGCUCGAGAGUGGAGCCGAUCGAGACGCGGUGGAUUCCGACGGCCACACUCCUCUCCACAAGGCGAUGAUCCAAAACCACGAUAGAGCUGCGCUCCUCCUCUCGGACAAGAAGAAAGAGUUCCUGGAUUAAGCAAGAUUAUCGCUUUAUUGAUGUAGAUGUGAGAAGAAUCUCACUCAAUGGUAACAUAAAAUAACGCGCUAUUUAAUGGAA
This is a messenger RNA of Selaginella moellendorffii, 2688 nucleotides long. RefSeq names its product conserved oligomeric Golgi complex subunit 6. Gene Ontology annotation, cellular component: COG complex. The record is from RefSeq and is a predicted model, not a curated record. Gene Ontology annotation, biological process: intra-Golgi vesicle-mediated transport. The coding region runs from base 42 to 2090 and encodes 682 amino acids. Lineage: Eukaryota; Viridiplantae; Streptophyta; Lycopodiopsida; Selaginellales; Selaginellaceae. The transcript is spliced from 12 exons.